CUGAAGAAGUUAUAUAAGGAAAAAAAAAGUCCAUAGGAAAAUCAAAAGAAAGUUGUUAUAGAGAGAGCGAUUAGAGAGAGAUUAGAGAGCGACUAGUGAGAGAGAAAGAAGUGGGGCAAAGUGCAGAAGAAGGCCACAGCAGCUAGGAGAAUAAUCCCAAAAAGCGUUUCUAUUGAUUCUUCGUGGUCAUUUGCAUCCCAGAACUGAAGAACACCCAAGAAAUCUGGGUGGAAAGUUUCCACCUUAUCAUUAUAGAGACGAACUGGGUUUUUCAUGUGAGAUUGGAGAUGAUCAAUACCACACAGUUACUCAGAUAAGGCUAAAAUUAUGUACCAGCUUGAAAUUGAUCCAAUUUACUGUCUGGAGGGACUCAUAAAGAAGUUGACCAACAGAGUCACCGGUGCUUAGAUAAGGGAUGUGCUUUCAGAUACUUUGCAAACAUGUUGGUGGAAACUUUGUUCAGCUCUUCCCUUGAAACUAGUCUACUGAACACAUCCGAAUAUCAAGACCCAUUUCCUGCAAAUGAUUGGAUGUCGUCGCUUGCUGUAACUUAUCACAUGAUCCACAAACUUCCCGAACACUCUCAAGUAAGCUUUCUUGUUGCUGUUCCUGAUGCAAUGGAUCUUAAUGAAUCAGAAGAACAUCCAAAACUUCAAGUAAGUUGUCCUGAGCAAAAUGUUAUGCAUAAGGUACCGGAAAAGGUCCUGACUUCUCUUGUGUAUAGUCGAAGAAAGAGGAGUGUGGUACCUGAGGAACAUAACCUAGGAAAAUGCAAGAAACAGGAUGAUUCAUUUGAUGACUCUAUUGUCCCAGUUUAUAACCCUGGAGAAAGCACAAAAAGGAAAAAUCGCUUCAACAACUGCCUUGUCUAUAGCCGAAAGAAAAAGAGAGGCGAAACUAUAAGAAGGGCUGAUGGGAUUGAUGAUGCUGUUGUCUCUGGGCACAACUGUGGAGAAACCAAGAGAAGAGACAAUCAAUUAGAUCUUUGUCUCAUGUACAGCCGCAGAAAGAAAGGUGGAGUAAAGUCUAACAGUUGUGGCGGGGAUCAAGCUGACUCUUUUGAAUCUAGCCAAAGGGAGCAGAUAGUUAAAGCUGAUGGGGGCUUUACUGGAUCUAACCCUGUAGAAGUCAAGAAUAGUGGUCAUCGACAUCUUUACAGCCAAAGUAACCCGUUGGUGAAAUCUAAUGGCAGUUUUGCUGAAUGUCACACUUGGGGAACCAAGAGAACUGGUGAUGCAUCUGAUGGCUUGCUUAUGUAUAGCCGGAGGAAGCUGAGAGGGAAAUCUAUUGGUGCCCAUAUUGAUGGCUUUCUAGUGUAUAGGCGGAAGAAAACCAAAGCAAAUAGUAUUUCUCAUGCUGAACAAGCGUGCAGAUCUCUGGAACUUAGAUCUGUUGGUGCUCGGGUUAAUGGCUUUCUAGUGUAUACGCGGAAGAAGCCUAAACUAAAUAGUAUUUCUCGUGGUAAACAACUAUCUUCUUCUGAUGGAACAAAUGACAGCUGCUCUUCACAAUCCAGCUCUCAACUUGCUUCAGGUUCCAGUAAAAAUGGAGAAAAUGAAGCUACAGAUUGCGAUUCCUCUGAUACAGACGGUAGUAUCAGCCCUUUCAGACAAUGCAAACGUUGUGAUAAGGCAGGAAUUGUGGAGAAGAUGUUAAUUUGUGAUGAAUGUGAAGAAGCAUACCAUCCAAGGUGCUGCCGUGUUCGAGUGAAAGAAGCUGCGGAGAUGGAUGACUGGGUCUGUCGAUCCUGUUUGAAAAAGAAGCCAUCAAAGACAAAGAUUAAGGGGAGAUCACGGGAACGGAAAUGGAGAGUUAGAGGACCAUUUGUGAUUAGAAUUCGAGUAGGAAAAGAGUUUCAAGCAGAUGUUCCAGACUGGUCAGGUCCAAUCAUGAGCAGUGAUACUUCUUUUCUUGGUGCGCCCUUGGUGAUUGAUGAGUCAGAAUAUAUGCAUGAUCUCAAGGUGGUCAAGAAUGGUAAGAAACCACAGUCUGCAGAAAAUUGGCUCCAAUGCAGAGAGGAGGAUAGAAAUGGUGAUAUAUGCGGAAAGUGGCGUAGGGCUCCUCGCUCAGAGGUACAGACCAACAAGUGGGAAUGCUUCUGCUCCGUCUUUUGGGAUCCAUUGCAUGCUGAUUGUGCCGUCCCUCAGGAACUGGAAACAGAUGAGAUUAUGCAACAACUCAAGUACAUCAACAUGCUUAGACCGCGUUCAGACGCCAAAACACGAAAGAUAGGACCAAAGGGGCGAAGCGGAUCACAAAAAUGAAAAUAUUGAUGGACGCAAGCUUAGCCAACAUCAAUUGCAUAUGCUUUUGCAUCAGACUCUAGAAAGGUAGUUCAGAAAAUUUUGUUAAACGCAAAUGAGUUUUGUACCAAUUGCGAAACUUCAGGAUGCUGAGAUGCUCUAUAAAAGAUUGAUCAGGUUCGGGUUUUUGUUAGCUCCCAAAACAGUAGUGGGUGAAUAGAUCUUUUGUGUUCGGGGGCAGGCUCUGGAUUAAAAUCUGAGAAUUAUUUUCAAAGUGAUAAAGCCUUGUAAAGCAUUCUGCUGAGUGUAGAUUCAUUCAUAUAAGUAAAUGAGUAUUACAUUCAAA
This is a messenger RNA of Brassica napus (rape), 2589 nucleotides long. RefSeq lists its product as uncharacterized. The coding region runs from base 441 to 2264 and encodes 607 amino acids. The transcript is spliced from 8 exons. The record is from RefSeq and is a predicted model, not a curated record. NCBI's taxonomy places the organism in Eukaryota, Viridiplantae, Streptophyta, Magnoliopsida, Brassicales, Brassicaceae. Gene Ontology annotation, biological process: chromatin remodeling. Gene Ontology annotation, molecular function: zinc ion binding.